GCCCGUGACAUCCCACAAUCGCCAGGACCAGUCGUCUCUGCUAUCCUGCGGUAACCCUGUCCAGAAUUAGGGCAUCGUAUUCAACUGCUGCAGUGUUUCCUGGGCCCGGCAUGUUCCACCAACAUCACCAUUGAAACCUGUCUUGUCUUCGGUUGAGCAACAGCCACGACAGGCUCAGGCUCCGCGAUGAGCAGGCUAUCCAGUAGACUCCUCCGGUCCCGCAUUAUUCAGGCCAGGGUCAUCAUCCAGAACCCAGCCCGGCUCAGUCGCCUGCCAUCGCCAUCAUAUCAAGCUGAUGCUCACCGCCAGCCCCCCCACCACCAAGAUGGCAGUGCUGACGCCCCAAGACGCCCCAGGUCUGACCGUGGGCGCGAGCCAUGGUCAUCGUCGUCCUCGUCCUCGUCACGCGAUGGCCAGGAACCCACCGGCUGGGCAGGCGGCCUGCAAAAGUUCAUCGAGGGCUGCGCCACGGCGGUCGGCUCGAUCCUGAUCCUCGGCAUCGCGGGCUACUCGUACCACGCGUACUACAAGGAGCACGUGCUGCGCAAGAUGGAAAACGCCUUUGCGGUGGGGUACUCGAGCGUCGAGCUCGCCGCGCUGAGCCGGCACAUUGACCCCAACAGCUCGCACGCGAGCGCGCUGGCCGCGGUGCUCGACGCGUCCGACGCCGACGCCGACGACGAGGACAACGGGUGGGUCAUGCGCGACGAGCAGCCCAUCAUCGACAGCAUCGUGGACGGCUCCACGAAGGGCUUCUACCACCUGAUCAGCGGGGAGAAGGGCACCGGCAAGACGUCCAUGCUGCUCAAGGCCAUGCGCAAGAUUGGCGGCGAGGGCGUCGCCAUGAUGGAGGCCCACGGCGACCCGGAGAUCUUCCGCAUCCGUCUCGGCAAGGCGCUGGACUUCGAGUUCCACGAGGACUAUAUCGGCAGCCUGUUCAGCUUCAAGGGCCCUCGCGAUACCACUGCGCUGCUGGACAUCGAGCGCGCGUUCAACAAGAUGGAGAAGGUGGCGCUCAAGCGCAAAGAGCAGGUCGGCAAGCCUCUCGUGCUCAUCAUCACGGGCGUGCACUUUGUCCGCGACGACGAGGACGGCCAGGACCUCCUCGAGCUCAUCCAGCAGCGUGCCGAGCUCUGGGCUGCGAGCGGGCUGGUGACGGUCGUGUUUGGCAGCGACGACUACUGGACCAUGGAGCGCCUCAUGUGGCAAGCCACGCGGCUACGCGUGACUUCGAUCCGCGACAUCCCACGGGACGCGGCGAUGCAGGCCGUCCGCAAGUUCCGCCACAAAGCGUAUGGCGAGGACGUGCCCGACAACAUCCUCGCCGAGGUGUACGCCAAGAUCGGGGGUCGGCUGAGCUUCCUCUCCCGCGUGGCCAAGAGCCCCGACAUGAUCCAGGCCAGCAAUGCCAUCUGCGACAGGGAGCGGCGCUGGCUGCUGAACAAGUACUGGAUCCUGGGCAAGGAUCUGGACCCUGGCGGCGAGGACCAGCAGGAUCUGUCGUCGGCAGCGAUGCUGCUUGCGAAGGCGCUCGUCGACAAGGAGGAGGCCAUGAAGCGCGAGGGCAACUACGACGGGAGCCUGCCCCAGAUCCCCCUGCACGAGGCCAGGCAGAUCAUGACGAAUGCCGCGUGGAUCAAGAACCACGACCACCACAACAUCUUCACGAUCAACCCGGACGGUAUGGUCCAAGCAGACUCCGUCAGCAUGCAGGCGGCCAUGCGGGAUAUUUGCAAGAUGCCCGGGUUCCAGGAGCAUCUCCAGGAGACCUUGGACAGGCUGGACGAGAUUGAAUCCUUGCAGAGGACGAGGGAAGUCACGUUGAAGGAUCUGGGAGAAGGGGGCAAGUAUAAACUUGUCCUGACUAAAAAUCCCAGUGGGGAGACCGAGGCAGAAUUGUCCCUCAAGACCGAGCCUGGAGCAGAAACUACAUAGACACUGAUCCGCAAGAAAAGAAUGGCCAGCCCGAACAAAACCUCGCCGACCCCUGUGAAGCCCAGUUGACCAGUGCAACCAAGCUGCGUGACGCACAAACUAGCACUAUUCAGACGCUUUCUUUUUGAAUGAGGC
Molecule: messenger RNA, 2070 nt
Organism: Microdochium trichocladiopsis
Lineage: Eukaryota; Fungi; Ascomycota; Sordariomycetes; Xylariales; Microdochiaceae
Exons: 2
Coding region: 187-1935 (582 amino acids)
Source: RefSeq, a predicted model, not a curated record